GCAGGUUGUCUGUCGAGCGCGCGCGAGCCGAUCUCUCUCGCAGUGCAGUCCUGAGUGUCGCUUGUCGUGCGAAUCGUUGUGCUAAAUUUGUGGUGAGCAGUGAGGGUUGUUCAAAGAGAGAAUUGAGUGGAGAGCCAGAGCGAUGAUUAUAAGAUAUUCAGGGCAGAAUCGUUAAAAAACUGAUUUGCUGUAAUUGAUUACGAGGAAACUCAUUACGGCCGUAUUUACCGUGUACUCGGCUGUUUGUUAUCUGGGCUUUUUUUUUCUCAAAACAAUAGGACUUUUUCACACACGCGGCAAUAAUGUAUCCAGUGCAACGAAUGCGCGAAGCUCUUAUCGCGCAGGUUCGCGUCCAUAAAUCACAUCACAUUAAGAGAAAGAUAGCGCGGAGCUUUGAAUAUUGUCGUUUUUACGCGCGCGCAAUAAAUAAGCAGCCGAUCGAUUGUUCCGUUACUCAUAAACUUUUAUCAUACAGACCCACCGAGUAUAUUGCGCUGCUCUAACCGUCGAUUAUAAUUUCAAAUGCAUCACCAAUAAAGAAUCAUAUUCACGCACCAUACGCCGAUUUGCAAUGCAUGAAAUUUCAUUGUCCGCGUUAGCAUACUUUCGUUUGAAAAAAAAAGUAGCCGAGAAUGCCACUCACGUAUCAAACGGAAAAAUAGAGUGAAAGACACUCUCGCAACGACACCCCGCGGCGUUUAGAACUCUGCGUCUUCCUAGAAAGAGCCCGUGUGUCAUCGGAGAAAAUUUCGAAUUUACGCGCGAAUCACGAAGCGACUCCUUUUUUCGCGCGCACACAUCGAGCCGUCAACGAUUUGCAUAUACGACGACGUUUACGCGCGCAGCCGAUUUAUGCGAGAAUCUUCCUUCGUACACACGGAGUGUGAGAAUACGUCGCGCGCGUUUCUUUCGAGAAUGUCAAUGCAGUGCUUUUUUUCGGCGCGCAGUUUGAAUUUCAAUUUUUAACAGAGCGACAGAGACAAGACUGAGAAUUCAAAUGCGCGAGUUAUUUGCAGAAGAGUAGUGUCGCGCCGUUUUUCAGGAGGAGGAGUAGGCUCGAAUUUAUUUACUCGGGCCGCUGCUGCAGCCGGUGCAGCCCGGCACUUGAAUACAUACCGCGAGCGAGGUUUACAGUGUAUCGUAAAUUUGGCCGGUAAUACGGUGAUUUAGUGGGCGCGCGCGUAUGCGGCUAAAUAUAGCGGAUUUGCUUUUGGACUGUCACUGUAAACCGCGUGAUUGAUUGCUCGGAAGAUUUUGUUUUGUUAAUCUUUUGUAAUUAGACGCGCGCUGAAUAGAGCCGUUAUACGCGCUCAUUUUUACGGCAGACGAUUUGCGCGCUGAUUUCUCGGGAAACGAGAGAACGUGCAAGAAACGUUAAAAAAAUUAAAGCGCGAUUUGACGAAUUAAUAACCGCAAUAAAUACAGAGCGAUAGUCGUGCAACAAAACUCGACCGAUAACAAUUAAUCAUCAAUAUUCUCGGAAGCUCAUCCCCCGAGAGCAGCCGAUAAAACUCCUCCUCUCUCCGAGUUCAUAUCGUCUCGGUAUCAAUAUAAUCUCCCUCUCGAGUGCGCGCCGGGCACUUGUGACGGGUUAUAUAUCCGAAAGAGUCGCGUCUCGCCGACGCCAAAAACUCGAAAUGAAAGCGCGCGAGAAGAGCUUCGCGGCUAAUUAAAGUCUCUCUCUCUCUCUCUCUCUCUCUUCUCGUUCCUUCGAGGAAGAAGGGGUUAUCAGGGCGUCGUUUGUUCUCGGAGGUGGUCGGCUCUUCCACGAUACUUACAAUUCUACAUUCGGUUUAUCGAACGCAUAUCGCAUACAGCAACGAGGAAUCGAAUCGUUACAGCUUAUAUUCCGAGAAAAGCCGCGCAAUCAUCGCUCUCGCUCUUCAUUCAAUUAUCCCAGAGCACAAAGGGCUCUCGGCGCCGCUGCAACACGAACCGUCCGAAAAGCCGUGAAAAAAAGGCCAACAAAGCGAGAUACACGCGCUGCACCUACAACAUGCCAUCACCGCUACGCCAGUAAGAGAGCUGCGAAGAGAGAAAAAACGGGAAGCGAGACGAGAGAGAAAGGAUGCUAGAGCUCGUGGAGCGUAAGGCUGGCGGAAUUUCGUGGCCGAGGGCUACUCCGCAGCCGAGUGCUGGUAAUAAGGAUAAUAAAAAUUUGGGUAAGGAGCAGCUCGCGAGAAGAAAGCCCGCGGCGGGGAAGAGAGCCGGAGCCGAGCAACAGUGGGUGAGAAGAAGCAGCAGAGGCCUGCUGUGCUCUCUCGGUGGCUGCGAGGACUAUUACACUCCCGACACGAUCGGCACCUGGAAGUUUCAUCGCGUAUCGCGCGCCAGUCAUGAGGGGAUGAGCGCUGGAGGCGAUGGCAGCGGCGGCGGUGGUGGUCUCGGCGGGGUACAGGGCGGCAGGAACACACCUCCCCAUGGAUCGCCCACCCCCAUGGACAAAGCGACCCUCAAGGUUCACCUUCCCAAUGGCGGCUUCAACGUGGUCAAAUUCGGCGACGCCAUCGACGUCAAGGGGAUCAUAUCGCUGGUCACCAGCAGACUGGCAGCUGGCACGAGGCACUACAGGAACCUCUACGCCAUGAGGCUACACCAUCCGGGCUCCGGGGAGAGCUACUGGCUGCACCAAGACACGACUAUGUACCAGGUGCAAGAGAAGUACGAGAAGAAACACCCCCACAGCGAGUGGAGGUACGAACUGAGAGUGCGCUAUCUGCCGCAGAAUCUGAACGAUCUCUACGAGAAGGACAAAGUGACGUUUUACUACUACUACGAUCAGGUGCGAAACGACUACUUGACCGCGAACCACGCGACGCUGGACCAGGAGGUGGCAGUUCAGCUGUGCUGCUUGGAAAUCCGAUACUUCUUCAAAGACAUGCCGCAGAUAGCUCUCGACAAGAAGAGCAAUUUGGAGUAUUUGGAACGAGAGGUGGGCCUGCACAAAUUCUUGCCGCGCUCGGUACUGAACGGCAUGAAGCCGAAAGCUCUGCGCAAGCUCAUACAGCAGCACUUUAAGAAAGUCGCCGCGCUCUCCGAGCUCGAGUGCAUGUACAAGUUUUUCGAUCUUCUCCGAGCCCACUACAGGUUCGAUCAGGAGAGGUUUAUCUGCGCCUUGGGGACGAGUUGGUCUAUUCCUGUAGAACUAGUCAUUGGUCCGGAUCUCGGCAUAUCGUGUAUGGCUCAUCGUGGUGGAUCGGUUCCAACGAGGAUGGCGGAAUUCACGAAAAUCCAGUCGAUCCAAACGCUCGUCUCUGACUGUAAGGAGCAUGCUAAGGCGUGCAUCAAGCUCAGAGUAGCCGGUGCCUCCGAAACCCUCAGUAUUAUUUGUUCGAGUCUCGAUCAGGCUGAGAGCCUGGCUGAUUUGAUAGAUGGAUACUGCAGAUUGAUGACAGGAAGCAACACUUCGCUAUGGAAUAGAAAAGCUGCUUCUUGGAAAAACUAUCCCUGUCCUUGCAAAGAUGCCCAUCCACCAAAGUACAGGCAAGAUGGUACUGAAAGUCCAGAAAAGAAUGCUGGAAAGACUGGAACAAUAUUAUCUGAAGAUUAUGCAGAAAUAGUCGACGAAGAGGGAGACUAUUCUACACCGGCGACUCGAGAUUAUGAAAUAGUCAGGAAUCAAGUUGAGUUGGGAGAAAUAAUUGGAGAAGGACAAUUUGGAAAUGUUCACAAAGGCUCCUACAAGGGGCGGGAUGGUCAAACCAUACAAGUGGCUGUUAAAACUUGCAAAGUUGAUGCAGAUCUCGCUACGUCAGAAAAAUUUCUUGAAGAAGCUUACAUAAUGCAGCAGUUCGAGCACCAGCACAUCAUCCGUCUGAUAGGCGUAUGCUCGGAGGCGCCGAUCUGGUUGGUGAUGGAACUGGCGAAGCUCGGCGAGAUGCGCGCAUAUCUCCAGUCCAACAAGCACCGACUAGAUCUCGCGACGCUUCUCCUCUACACGUUCCAGCUGAGCACCGCCCUAUCUUACCUUGAGAGCAAGAAGUUCGUGCACCGGGACAUCGCCGCGCGUAACGUCCUCGUCUCCGCGCACAACUGUGUCAAGCUCGCCGACUUCGGUCUCAGUCGUUGGGUCGAGGACCAAAGCUACUACACCGCCAGCAAGUGCAAGCUUCCCAUCAAGUGGAUGGCGCCCGAGAGCAUCAAUUUUCGCAGAUUCACUACCUCAUCCGACGUCUGGAUGUUCGGUGUCUGCAUGUGGGAGAUACUGAUGUUUGGCGUUAAACCCUUCCAGGGGGUGAAGAAUAACGAAGUCAUCGGUAAAUUGGAGAACGGAGAGAGAUUAGCUUUGCCAAGUCAUUGUCCCCCAAGGCUGUACUCGCUCAUGUCCCAGUGUUGGAGCUAUGAACCAAGCAAGAGGCCGACUUUCAAAGACAUUCGAGAAAAUUUACAUGAAAUUCUCAUUGAGGAACGACAUCAGCAGCAGGAGAGUGUUCGCAGGGAAACCCGUAGAGUUCAGGCUAUGUCAUGGGUGGGAGGUGACGAAGUCCAGCCAGCUGGUACGAAAUCCGCCGGCUUGAGUCGCCAGAGUUCCAGCACGACGCCAGACCAGUCGGAUCUGUCCGCCCCGGUGUCCACGUACAUCGUCGCCCAGAGUCCGGAGGUGCUCGCCCAACUGAUGAAGGAGAGCCAGGCACGAGGGGUAUGUCCCUCGGUGUACACGACCCCCGCGACCCCCUUCAACUCGCUGGCCGUGCAGUUUCAGGACGAGGAUAAGGUCCUGACCACGGCCAUCGUAUCCGAUCUGCCCUUCGCCGAGGCGCUCGUACCCAGUUCCGAGGCUCAGACUUCCCUGACCUCCGAUCACUCGGCUACCCUAUCCGAGUCCAACCUUGACUCGAUUGAGUCCUCCGACACCAUCUCCUCCUUCCUGUCGAAUCUCAGUAUCUCCGAGUCGGUUCAGAGCCAGAGCCAGUCUCCCAACGUUGCUCGCAAACAGUCACAGCCCAAUCAGCAGGUCAAAGACCUGCAACAGGGUAGUUUAUAUCCCGGUCAGAAAGCGACAGUCGGUAGUAUCACGGGAGACCUGUACUCGCCUGUGCAGAAGUUCUCAAUGGCUUCGUCAUGUGCUGCACAGGCACAAGAGAUAUAUGGGCCCGUGGCAAAUUUCAGUCAGAGCUCGGUUAUCGUGGGUAAUCUCAGUCAAAGCCCGAGUUUGGCAGGCAAUUUUGCCGAAGCUUGCCCGGCUGAGCAGAACUUUGGUCCGUCGAGCCUCGAUUUCGGUCAGUCUUCUUGCCCCAGCAGCAGCUCUGCCGCGGCCACCUCCUCUUCCUCCUCCAGCACAACAGCUGCUACCCCGGAGAACCUCUACGGGCCGGUGAUGAAGUUCCGCGCACAGACAGCCGCGGUCUCCGAACAAAGCGGUGGCUACAUGCAGAACGCUCGGGGUGUGAGCUAUAUGAGUGGCGCUGCGGCACCAGUCUAUCAGUCGCAAUCUAUGUAUCCCCAAAACUACCAGCAGCAGCAACAGAUAUACUCGAACGUCUCUCAGUACUCGCAGUUCUCGCAAAAUUAUCAACGACAGAAUUCGAUGCAGAGCUCGGCUGCUCCGAUCUAUACGGUCCACGCGACCCCUACUUCUGUCGUGCAAGCCCAGAAGCUGCAGCAACAGCAGCAGCAGCAGCAUCAGCAGCAACAGUGCACGAGCUACGCCCACCACCCAGUUGUGCAGACUCAUUAUGCCGCACAGACGAGGCAGUCCGCUAUGCCUCAGGUGGGCAAGGUCUUCGUGGCCAAUGCAACAGCUGUGAAUGCAAGCUCGCAAGGUUGUGCUGCUGGGGAGAACGGAAAGGAUAGUAACGGGUUUGGCGAGGGCACGUUUGAGGAGGCGGCACAACAGCAGCACGAGCAGCAGCAGCAGCAGAGAAAUGCACAAUCUCAAAUGUUUGAGAGCACAGGCGAUUUUAAUCCACGUGUCGAAGACGAACAGCAGUUUUUGGAGAAACGUUUGCUUGAGCAGCAGCGUCAGUCCGAAGAGGAUAGCCGAUGGCUUGCACGAGAAGAGAAACGUCUCUCAAUCGCAACGAGCGGUGACGAGAGCGCGAGCCCGCCUAUCCCACGGUCUGUCACGCAAUCACCGAAUCACGAACCUCACACCACCAAUACAGGAUCUCUCGGCUCUGACAAAGGAUCCGAUAAAAUUAUCGUAGUCAAGAAAAUGGAACCGACACCCACAGCAGACCUCGACAGAACGAACGACCGAGUCUACGAUUGCACGACCAGUGUUGUUCGAGCCGUGAUGUCUUUAUCACAAGGUGUUCAGCAGAGUCAAGCUGCCCAGUACCUAGAUCUCGUAAGGCGAGUCGGUAUUGAGCUACGAGCACUUCUCUCGUCGGUCGAUGCUCUCGUCGAGAUACUCCCCGUGACCGCUCACCGAGAAGUCGAGAUGGCACACAAGGUGCUCAGCAAGGAUAUGGGCGAGCUCGUCACUGCCAUGAAGCUGGCACAAAACUACAGCGCCACGACCCUUGAUGCUGAAUAUCGCAAGGGUAUGCUAUCAGCCGCUCAUAUCCUGGCGAUGGAUGCUAAGAAUCUACUAGACGUAAUAGAUUCAAUUCGCAUUCGAUUCCCCUACGUGGAUAGUCAGAUUUGCCAAAGGCACAAUGAGAUGUCUAACUCUCGAAACUCUGGACAAGAGAGUCGCAUGCGCUCGAGCCAGUCGGGUGAACAGUUGCUUAGGAGAAGUCAAUCCAGCGAGAGGCAGCAGAAUCCUGGCUUCAGACAGAGUCAGAGCGGAGAUCUUUUGCAUAGAAUGGGACAAUCCGUCGAUCGAGGCUCUCAAGCUAGCCAGCCGGAUGGUAGCACGAUAUCGAGUUUGGAGCGACGGCAUCACAUGGUUAACAGCCUCGAGCGUAAUUCAACGACUAGGCGCCAAAUGGCCACCAACAGUCUCGAGCGAAAGAGACCGUCGCUCUCCUGCAAUAGCGGGAACUCUAUGAAUCUUCCACCUGUUGUACCGGUCACCUGCAGCAUCGUCCAGACCAAGACGCCAAUCAUUCAUCAACACCAAACGUCUAUGGCGACCGACAUCAGCCAAUCUUCUGUUUUUAACAAUAAACUGGGCAAAGAGGUCCAGUCAAACGACAGCUAACGAUGAGGUGACCUCACUUGUCUAGUAAAAUCGUCAAGCUCAAAUGAUUGACGUGGAAAGUGACAGAUCUGUCGAUGGAACUUCAUGUUUCGAAAGUGAUGAGAAAUGCAUUAGAUUAAUGUUGAGACAUGCAGAAACUUACUAAAUUUUUGAGAUGCGAUUCCAAACAUUUAUCUUAAAAUUUUUUCUUUUUAUUCGUAUUUCACUUUUUUUUUCUUUCAUUAUUCUAAUGUAUUUUCAAAUACUCCAAUCGAUUUUUGUAUUUGAUUUCGUUGACAGCGUACGUUGUAAAUAUUAUAAACCGAGCGAAAAGUUACCUUAUCGCAUUUUCGGCAAAGAGCGUACGGUUCUUGACGCUCGCAUUUGUUCUCCAGUCAUCUAUAUAUUGAUCACGAUUUGUUUGAUUUGUCAGCCGGACAAAAUUUUAUCUCUCUAUCUAAAAGAAAAAGAAAAAAACGUACUUAUACAUAGGACAGUAUUCACUAGCGAUAGUUACAUCGAUAAAAAUAAUUUAAGUCACGGAUACUAUUAUAUCGAAAUCGCUACUCCAAAGCUUUAGAAUUACCGUUGCGAUAUUUGUUAUACAUAAAUUAUAUACAUAACGACAUCAAUUAUAAGGUGACGUAUAACAUAUUUAGUUUGAACGUGUUUAUUUUUUAUAAUCCUCUUUUUUAUUUUCUAUCCUCGAUGCAAAUAUAAAAUUAUAAUCACUAAAGACGUUGAUGUACCUAUAGUCGCAUUAUUCGCUAAUACGUAUUUGAUUGACUUUCAGUCGCGGUCAUUUGUUACCUCGCGUCACCUGUCGUUGGUAGUCAGUUAAAUAUUAUUAUAUAUGUACGAAGUUAUAUUGUAUAAAUCUGUAUUUGUAUAUUUAAAACAAAAGACGAGGCGUUCGCUAUUACGACUAUGUGAUCAGAAUUUAGUUCUUUAUAAUAUUGUAGAGUCGAUAACUUUACGACAGAUUGUUUUUUUAAAAACGAGUUCGUAAUUCGAUAGUCUAUUUCCUAAUCAUGUACGCAUAUGCGCACAUAAAUAUUACAUAGACGUAUAGAAAAAAAUAAUUAAAUACGCGCUGUGCAAAAUCGAUUAUAUACAUGAUGUAAAGAGUGCGACUGAAUGUUCUAUUUCUACUUAAGUAAUCAAUUAGCGAUUCGUACUGGCUUGUGACGUUUUAUAUAAAGUAUGAGGAAAUAAAAAAAACAGAAACGAUCAGUCAUCUUUGGUGGUAUGCAUCAGUUCCUAUCAAAGGCACACGUUUUACAAAUUCUCAUCCCUUGCGACGGAAUAGCAUCAUCUAAUUAGCUCAUAUGCAAUAUUAAGGCGCUUUGCCAUCGAUGAAUUAUGCAAAGCAAUAUUUUUGCCGAGAACGAGAGACAACAUUUAGGAAAAAAAAGAAAAAAAUAAACAAGUAUAUAACUUAGUAUACACAAUAAUGACACAAUAAACUGCAUUGAAAGAAACUACUCUUCAAAGUACAGCACUGUUAAUUAUUAACUUUCUAUCUGAUAAUUGACAUAUGCAACUAUAGGUUCUAUAUGAUUCCAGGUAUAUAUUAAUUAUUCAAAUGAAUGCAUUUAUAAAAUUUACAGUUUAAUACUCAUUUUAUUAAUCGUGAUAGAGAAACUAAAAAAAUAUUGUCAUCUCGUUUAAAGGUAUUUGUAAAUUUGUGUAAAUGUAAUGAUGUAUGAUUAUAACAAUUAUUAAUUAUAAUAUAUCAGUAAAUAAAUGACACUUCUGAUUUUAAA
Molecule: messenger RNA, 8832 nt
Organism: Nasonia vitripennis (jewel wasp)
Lineage: Eukaryota; Metazoa; Arthropoda; Insecta; Hymenoptera; Pteromalidae
Gene: Fak
Product: focal adhesion kinase 1
Exons: 20
Coding region: 2069-7087 (1672 amino acids)
Biological process (GO): protein phosphorylation; signal complex assembly
Cellular component (GO): focal adhesion; cytoskeleton
Molecular function (GO): protein tyrosine kinase activity; ATP binding
Source: RefSeq, a predicted model, not a curated record